AUGGCCAAAAAAAAGAAGGCUGCACCCAAGUGCAUUACCCAAGCCAUGAGCAGCACUGUCAAGGCCAAAAAGCAUGAGAGGGAGGAUGAUCAGGGUGAGCCUGGGCCGUCACAUAAGCAGUCCUGCCUUCCAGAGGCUGAGAUUGAGCUGCUGGUCAUGCCACUUUGUAUGGCAGAGCACAAGAUGCUGGAGCUCCAGACAAGCCUGCUAAUGGCACAGAAAGCCAUGGACACCAUAACGGGUUGGGCGGAGCAGGUCCAGACUCUCCUGGGGAGGGCACUGGCUGAGUAG
Dacryopinax primogenitus is the source of this 291-nucleotide messenger RNA. RefSeq lists its product as uncharacterized. Lineage: Eukaryota; Fungi; Basidiomycota; Dacrymycetes; Dacrymycetales; Dacrymycetaceae. The record is from RefSeq and is a predicted model, not a curated record. The transcript is spliced from 2 exons. The coding region runs from base 1 to 291 and encodes 96 amino acids.